CACGGAAUCAUCCUGUAGUCGGUUUGGGCCAGGUGGCCUGGUUGUGUUCUCUCCCAGGAUCUUGCCCACUGAUACCUAGGGCUGGGAAUGCUGGGGACACAGCGCUGAUGUGGGAGCGGCAGCCAAAACACGGACGUGUUAGCGACCCUUCGCCGAGAGCCAGCACCGCGGGGGUGCCUUGGCGGCGGAGCUCCGCCCCAGCCCAGCCGGCACCCGGCGCUGCCUUUGACGUCGCUCCCGUCGCCCAUGCGGGGCCGGCUUGUACGGCGGCAAGGAGCGGGAUAGCGGCAUCCUGCAGCGGGAUCAAGGCGGCAUCCCGCAGCGGGAUCAAGGCGGCAUCCCGCAGCGGGAUCGCGGCAUCCCGCAGCGGGAUCAAGGCGGCAUCGCUGGCGGCGCGGCGCGGCCGAUGCCGCUGCCGGCCGGGGCCGUGCCUCGGGCGGUGGUCGUGCUCUCCUUCUCCGUCCUGCUGAGCGCCCGGGGCGCCGCCCCGCGCCGCUCCGCCCGCAGUAAUUUAUCUGCAAGCUGUUGGUCCCGCCUCCAUCCUGUAAACAUGUUCAACAGUUAUAAUUUGAAGUUCCACCACAGAAAAGCUCUCACCUCCCCGUAUCCAGGAUCACACAUUGAGCGUUACCAAGUUCCUGAAGAUAAAGUGGGCUGGCUGACUGAGUGGGAAGAUUAUAAUCCUGUGGAGUACACUGCAAAGUCUGUUUUGGCUGGACCCAAUUGGGCAGAUCCCCAAAUCAACGAUGAAGGUUUUUCUCCCAAAUUCAAUGAGAGAGAUGGAGAAGUGGAGAGGAAGAGUCUGAAUGGUUUGUAUGCGGUCGAAAAUGGGAGACCCCGCAAUCCAGCAGGAAGGACUGGCCUCACCGGCAGGGGAUUGUUGGGGCGCUGGGGACCAAACCAUGCUGCUGAUCCUAUUGUAACCAGGUGGAAAAGGGAUGGAAGUGGCAAUAAAGUUGCCCAUCCAGUUUCUGGCAAGAACGUCUUGCAGUUUGUAGCCAUCAAGAGGAGAGACUGUGGGGAAUGGGCCAUCCCAGGGGGGAUGGUGGACCCAGGGGAGAAGAUCACUGCUACCCUGAAGCGAGAAUUUGAAGAGGAGGCCUUGAACUCUCUGGAGAAAUCCCCUGAGGAGAAAGCAAAAUUGGAGAAGCAGCUCCAGAAGCUGUUCAGCCAGGAACACUUCGUGGUGUACAGAGGAUAUGUGGAUGACCCUCGUAACACUGAUAAUGCCUGGAUGGAGACAGAGGCUGUGAACUAUCAUGAUGAAACAGGUGAGACGAUGGAUAACGUGCCUCUGGAAGCAGGUGAUGAUGCUGGAGUGGUGAAGUGGGUUGACAUCAGUGAGAAGCUUAAGCUGUAUGCGAGUCACAGCUACUUCAUCAAGUUGGUGACCGAGAAAUGGGGAGCCCACUGGAGUGAGGAUCCUGCCUCUGAGUGCCACAAGUGAUGGAGACUGACAGACUGAGAGGAGAAUAUGUUUUCCAGCCUUGAAACAGAUGUCUUGUCAUCCUCAGUGAAAAUUGUGUGAAAUUCAGCUGGGAGAAAUGCUGGACAGUGAUAAACAUAGGCUUUUUGAGAGACUUCAGAUUGCUUCUUUUGAUUUCUUAGCUAGUGUGAAAUGAGAAGAAUGUGGAGCUCUUGCUUUGCUUUCUUGGCUUCAUUAUUUGCAGCUGUUUCAUAAUGUCUGCAGAUCUGCAUGGCAGCACUGGCAUUCUGACUGGUGGUAGUUCACAGGCUCUUUGUUUUUGCAUUGAUUUUUUUUCAGGAAUAUGAAUCCCUAAGGAAUGAGAGACUUGUAGGAUAACCUGAAUAAUGGCUUAAAUUAAGUGCUGCAUAAUAAAGUGAAAUUUCUUUUCUGAGUCAUUUCAUUUAACAUAACUCUGCAGGGAUUUUCUACUUUGAGAGAUUAGUUUUCAUAUUCAAUUACUUCUUAGUUUACAGUGUAUGGAUAUUCUCAGUUCAGUCAGAGAGAAAAGGUGAGAUAUUUCUACCAGGCUAAGCCUGAGAAAGAGUACGAAAGGAAUGUAAACAAUUAUUAUCUCUCUCUCUCUCUGUUCACAUUGUUUAUAGGUAUGUUCUGCUACACUGACCUAAGUCCAAGUGUACCAAUGGUGUGAAAGGUUUUCACUUUGAGACCAAUCAUAUUUCACCUUAGUGAUCCUGGUAAUAAAAGAGGAACACUACUUGUUAA
This is a messenger RNA of Lonchura striata (white-rumped munia), 2191 nucleotides long. It is a transcript of the gene NUDT9, whose product is annotated as nudix hydrolase 9. Gene Ontology annotation, molecular function: ADP-ribose diphosphatase activity. NCBI's taxonomy places the organism in Eukaryota, Metazoa, Chordata, Aves, Passeriformes, Estrildidae. Gene Ontology annotation, cellular component: mitochondrion. The record is from RefSeq and is a predicted model, not a curated record.